ACACUGCCUUGGAACAACCUCACAGCAAAAUCUACACGGGUAUCGCAGUCCGUAAAGACCGCGUUAAAGGGAGCGACCGGCUACCGACUCCACACCGCUCGUCUUAUGUCGAAUUAAGGGCGGGGAAUCGCACGAUAGCCUGGAAUCAACAAAAAUAUAUCCCGCAGAAGUAAACGAAGUGUCAAGUUGCCACCUGGACACCACUGUCAUAUUGAAUACGGCGAAGACACGUCCUAUUCCUCGAUAAGUCCUGCAACAUGGCUUCCCCGAGCCUCAGUCUAAAUCCCUUCAAGCUGGCCAGCCAGAUACAGCAGAUGGGCGACCCGCGAACGCGGGACUAUCCCGUGGUCAUGAAUCCCCUGGUUGUGUUCCCGCUGACCAUCUUCUACGUCUACUUCGUCAAGGUUCUCGGUCCGCGCUGGAUGAAGAACCGGGAACCGUUCCAAAUCAUCAACCUCGUGCGCGUGUACAACUUGGCCAUGGUACUUCUGAACGCCCGUUUCUGCUACAUCGUCGUCUUUCACGCCUACUACCCUCGCCGGCGCUACAGCCUGUGGUGCCAAGGCGUCACAGGAAAGAUGGACGAUGAACUGGCGUACUACUAUCGCACUGGUUGGUGGUACGUGGCCGUGAGGUACGCCGACUUCCUGGACACAGUGUUCUUCGUGAUGCGCAAGAAGUUCAACCAGGUCACCCACUUGCACGUCAUCCACCACGUGAUCGUGGCGGUGAACGCUUGGUUUUGGGUGCUCUUCGCGCCUGAGGGUCAACCGGCGCUCGGCCUGGCCAUCAACGCCGGAGUGCACACCGUCAUGUACACCUACUACUUCUUGGCUGCCAUGGGUCCGGCCAUGCAGAAGUACCUCUGGUGGAAGAAGUACCUGACACGUAUCCAGAUCAUCCAGAACGUGGUGUUCAUGAGCCACAUGGCCAUCCCGUUGUUCGUAGACUGCGGCUUUCCCCGGUACCUAAUCUGGGUGGCGAACGCCCAAACGUUCCUCGUCAUGUGCUUAUUUAUCAACUUCUACAUCCACUCGUACAUCAAGAGGCGAGGGACGCCGAAGCUUGAUGAAGAUCACGGAGCGGCUAAGGAAAAGUCUAAUGGGGUUGCGAACGGCAAGCACGACUAGCAUCUCGGCCUAGUGCGUGCAGUGCGAGCUAUCCUCAAAGAUUUUAGGGUAUCCAUGAACUUAUUUGAGUGAUCUUGCGCAGAACUUCAAUGUUUUUUUUUUUUGGAAAUGAUUUGCAGAAAGGACAAAAUACACAGUGGCGUGUAUAGUGUACGUGGUUUCUGUGUCAAUGCUUUUCUUUUUUUUUGACUUAUAUACUAAUUCCUUGCUGUUGAAUUUGUGGCAGGCCACUGAAGGAGAUGAACUUGGGUAGGGCUGUGCCAAAACUUAUUUUCUAGACUGCAUCAAAUAGCAGUAGGGUGUAAAACUGGGCGAGUUAGUUUGUGUUCAUUAUAACGGCAGUGCAAAUGCAACAACAGUCGUUAGUUCAGCUCUUGUCCUGUGUGUUUCUCUGCCCUGUAUCGCCGCCCCAUUUGUACUGCCGCUAUAAGGAAUCGAACACGAAUCGAACAGUUCCAGAAGUGAAUUGAAUCGAAUCGUGUAUCGAAUAGCGUUCGAAUAAUUUUCUAAUAGUGAACAGCUGUUUUCACAAUUAUUAUGAAACGAUGUUAACAUUCUAAUAUAUUCGCAACGUUGGCAAGCUUCCGUCAUUACGCUGCAAAUUAUGAAGACAUUUUUAACAAAUGCCCUAAUUACCAAGAACAAAUAAAACUUGUCAGUAAUAAAUUUCUAGCGUAAUAAGAUAUGCAGCUGAAACGCUCAUGCCCGAAUCCUUGUGAAACAAAGCUUUAGUGAAGCGGGUAAAUAAAUGUAUUACAGCUUUACAGCUGACAUGCGGUGCGUACAAUUUUGUUUACUUUCAUGUUACGCAACGUUUAUACUCAUUAAAUGUUUCUGUUUAU
Dermacentor silvarum is the source of this 1972-nucleotide messenger RNA. RefSeq names its product elongation of very long chain fatty acids protein AAEL008004. The transcript has 2 exons. Gene Ontology annotation, biological process: very long-chain fatty acid biosynthetic process; fatty acid elongation, monounsaturated fatty acid; fatty acid elongation, polyunsaturated fatty acid. The record is from RefSeq and is a predicted model, not a curated record. Gene Ontology annotation, molecular function: fatty acid elongase activity. Gene Ontology annotation, cellular component: endoplasmic reticulum membrane. Lineage: Eukaryota; Metazoa; Arthropoda; Arachnida; Ixodida; Ixodidae. Bases 258 to 1130 code for a protein of 290 amino acids.